AUGAAUGACCUGUUUUCAGGUUCCUUCAGAAAAUACAGCAGUGACCUGAAGGAGGAAAGGCAGGUUGAUGAUGUGGAGGCUGGAAGGGAAAGCCUAAAUCUGGAGAAAUUCUUUGAAGAAGUGGAGGGUGUAAAAGAUGAGAUGAAAGUGGUUGAGAGCCUCUGCAGAAAAUUGCAAGAAGCCAAUGAAGAAAGCAAAACCAUUCAUGAUGCCAAAACCGUUAAGGAUCUUCGAGCUCGGAUGGACAAAGAUGUUGUGCAGGUCCUCAAGCAUGUUAAGAUCAUCAAAACCAAGCUUGAAUCUCUACAGCGUUCCAAUGCAGCGAAUCGAAACGUUCCUGGCUGUGGUCCUGGUUCUUCUGCAGACAGAACCAGGACUUCAGUGGUUAGUGGAUUAGGGAAGAAGCUAAAGGACAUGAUGGACGAUUUUCAAGGCUUGAGAGCAAAGAUGCAACAUGAGUACAAGGAAACCAUUGAACGCAGGUACUUCACAAUCACAGGGGAGAAGGCAGAUGAAGAGACCAUAGAGAAUUUGAUAUCAAGUGGAGAGAGUGAAAAUUUGGUACAGAAAGCGAUUCGAGAACAAGGAAGGGGUCAGAUAAUGGACACCAUAUCAGAAAUUCAAGAAAGGCAUGAUGCUGUAAAGGAAAUUGAGAAGAAUUUGAUAGAGUUGCAUCAGGUGUUCAUGGACAUGGCAGCAUUGGUAGAGUCUCAGGGGGAACAGCUUAAUAACAUAGAGAGUCAUGUAGCGCAUGCAAGCUCAUUCGUUACUCGCGGUGUUUCUCAGCUUCAAGAAGCUAGAGAUUAUCAAACCAACUCUAGGAAGUGGUAUUGCUAUGCCAUCAUUCUUGCUAUUCUCCUCAUCCUUUUACUCUUGGCUCCUCUCUUGUUAAAUCUUUUACCACAUUUCAGAAGAAGGUGA
Messenger RNA from Arachis stenosperma, 921 nucleotides. RefSeq names its product syntaxin-125-like. Lineage: Eukaryota; Viridiplantae; Streptophyta; Magnoliopsida; Fabales; Fabaceae. Gene Ontology annotation, biological process: exocytosis; intracellular protein transport; vesicle fusion. The transcript has a single exon. The record is from RefSeq and is a predicted model, not a curated record. Gene Ontology annotation, cellular component: endomembrane system; SNARE complex; plasma membrane. Gene Ontology annotation, molecular function: SNAP receptor activity; SNARE binding. The coding region runs from base 1 to 921 and encodes 306 amino acids.